Molecule: messenger RNA, 3774 nt
Organism: Zophobas morio
Lineage: Eukaryota; Metazoa; Arthropoda; Insecta; Coleoptera; Tenebrionidae
Product: codanin-1-like
Exons: 9
Coding region: 90-3497 (1135 amino acids)
Biological process (GO): chromatin organization
Cellular component (GO): nucleus
Source: RefSeq, a predicted model, not a curated record
AACCGCCACAAGUCGGUACAAACAGAAUCUAUACCCUUACAAUUAACCGCGCAAUGCCGAACCUUUAAAACACCACAAAACCGCAAAAAAUGGCCGAAACACUUCUAAAUCAAGUUCUAAACCAAGAAACCCCCAUUGAAGACUUCCUCGAAUGGCUCACUCAACUCAGCUAUCAGGACCCCGAAUUUAUCGAACUUUCCGCAAAAUAUAAAUGUUCCCGCACCGACUUCGUCACAUAUUUCCUAAACUUCAUCCACGAGGAAGUAGGGAGCUUCAUCACCGACAAAAAUCAAGAAAUUGAUGACUCUACAAAGAGUAGUAACGAAAUCAACAGAUCCCACAGUUUCCCGCUCGAUUUGAGCUCAGAGAUUAACACGAGCACCCCCAAAAUCACUAAAGUGAAUUCUGACAGCAGCGUCUUGAACUGCAUGAGCCCGAUUUCUCCGAUCUAUAAGACGCACCAUAGUUUUUCGACUCCGAAAGGUCCCAAGUCAUCUCUGUGUCUUGGGGAUUUUAUGGUGUCGAAGAAAGUUUCUUCGAAGAAGAAAAACUCAGAAUCGAAGCGACGCAUUAAACCUACGAAUUUGAACCAUAGCAAUAAGAACAACUUCCACAAGUCGGAGAAUAGUUUUAAUUUUAGUAACGAGCUUGAUGAGUUUCCGAGCGAGCGGAAUGUUCUAGUUGAAGAGAAGUUGCGGAUUUUAUCACGUAGUGCUAUACAGGGUGUUACUGGGAGUCCUAAAAAAGUAGCGAGGUCGUUUUCCGGGGAGAUUAAACCAGAUGUAGAGUUGGUAAGUCACCAGAAAGAAAUUGAGCUAGUGGUGCAAAUUUACACCGAGCUUUUGGAUAACAGUUUUGUUUUAAACUUGACGAGUGAAGUGUACUUUCUCAUUUCUUUGUUGUUGAAAAAACAGCACUACAGUGUUGAAUGGGGUAUAGAUGUUUUAAGUGAUAAAGUAACGGCGCAGGUUUUAUUUAAUACGGUGCACAACAUAGUCUAUUUUGCGUGUAAAUGUAUUGAGAGGCAAGCACGUGUUUUACGGAAUUAUGACAACUCGACUAUUCGUUCACUCACGGAGAACGAGCGCUUAAAAUUGUUUUCUCCACAAUUAAUAGAGGGUUUACAAAAAGUGUCUAAACCUGACAGGAUUAUAGAAAUUGAAACCACUCAAAACAACAUUUGUUUUAAUUCAGACACUGAUAAUCGACAGAAUUUCCCCAACGAUCUUUCUUUUCACGCGUUUCGUAAACAACGGGACUUGUUUUAUGAGAUUUUGAGGAUUUGGGACGUCCAUCAUUUGGCGCCAGGUUUCAGUUUUAGUAUCAGUUUAAGCGGGAAAAUUAAAACUCUGUUAAGUCUUUCUUCAGAGCCAACGAAUUUUAUACAUUUUGCGAGGCUGUUUAAAGCACAAUUAUUGAAUACUUGCCGUAAUACAGAUAGUGACUUUAUCACAUCUUUAGAUGUUGAUGCACAAAAACUAAAUAAAUUAAAAAGUCGGUGUGUGACAAAAGGGAGUUGUCAGGGGUUGAAUUCGCUACCAGUUUUUAAUGAGGUGGAAGAAUUUUAUAAAGAGUUUAUUCUGGUGGCUUCGAAUUACGUUUUCAAUAGGCAUUUGGCAGAUACGCUCAUCGAGGAAAUAACUGAGUUGAAUGAGAGUAAUUUUGGAAGCAAUGAAUUGGAAGAGGAGGAUUUUUCACAAAAUGAUGUGGAUUUUGUGACGAAGAAAUCUUACUACACGUGUAUAAAGAAUUUAAGGACCUUGGCAAAAUUUGUAGGGUUCGUGGAAUCCCUUCCAUAUAAGAGCGAAGUCAGCAACUAUUCAGAGAAUUUAUUAACAACGCAUUUAAAAAUUAGACAACAGAUUCGACCAACCUUCGACGUGAAAACUCUCCUCGAAAACUCUAUCAGACGCAAGUCCGUGAUACUGUGUGUCCCUUGGUUAAUAAAAUACCUUUCUAUGUUAGAUUACAUAACGCUCAAACUACCUUAUUACGCACAAGUCCACACAACUCUUUUCUGGAUCUAUCGAAACUUCGAUUGGGGCCCGGACCCCAACAUCUUUCUCAUAAAAUUCUGUCUUGGUUGGUUAUUCGAGCUUCCACACUUACCUGAUAAUAACUUCCUCCAUUUCUGCACACAAACACCAAAUUUCGAUGACACGACUAAUGCGAACCCAAAAUUCUACCUCGACCAACUGGAGAUCGUCGAUCAAGAUAUACUUUACUUCUGUUGCCCAUAUUUGGAUGAAAUCAAGAAACUUUUAUCAUCGUCUUCAACCAGUCAUUCCAUUAAAAUCAAGCACAUUACACCGGUUACAGCCUUGCAAUCACCUGAUGAAGUAGCUAGGAAAAAAUUGGAGCAACAACUAGAAGAGGCCUUCUUUAACGGACAACCAACUUCGCUUCGAAAAACAGUCGAAUUUGUAAGCGAAAGAGUGGCGUCGACUUGCGUAAAAUACGUGUGCCACACUUUGGUCCCCAAACAUAAAAAAAUUGCUUCCGAAAAGUUCAAAUCUUGCAUACAAUUCAAAAAGAAUGAAGAUAUAGAAACCCAGAAGACUGCCAUGAAAACAACGGCUAAUGAGUUAGCUGUCACUUGCUUGGAAGAACUUCAAAAAGCUUGUGACAGCGAAAUGGAAACAAUCACCGACUCGAAAAUUCAAAAGGCUAUCGAAUCUUUGGUUUCUUUAGACGUUUUACCACAAACUAUACAAGUGUGUGUGGGAAUUACCAAGAAAACAUGCCUAGAACGUGUCAAACAGUGGAUUGAGAGUCACGUGACUUUGGUUGUUUUUACGAAAGAUUUUAAUGACGAGAUUCAAAAAAUCACAAACCAAGACGGUAAAAAACCACGAAAGCCAAUUUUCAUGUUGCCACCUGGUGGCACUCCCAUGGAACACAAUGAAAAUGUGACCAGUGCUGCCCAUUUGCUCGAAAAAUACAGGGUUUUAACAGUUGGUGUAAUUGAAAAUAAUCCAUUAUCGCAGGAGGUCUUAGUUUCACUUCUGGACGAUACUUCCAGGAGUAUAAAUGAGAGAAGUGACUUUAAUCAGUGUAUUUUGGCGACGAUAUGCACGCAGAUCCUCGAUUUGAUGCUUUUACUACUCGCACACGAUUGGACUUUGCUCUCUAAUGAUGUCCUGUCAAAGUCUUGCGACAUUUGGAGGUUAUACUACAAUGGCUGUGAUGAUUUAUUCAAGUCUUUGCUGUGUCCGCGCAACGUGGCGUUUUUUGCACAGUCGCGUGAUCGCAAAGCCACCUGGGAUGCUUUCGCAAAGUUCUGUGCUUAUUUAAUUAAACACAACUUGUUGAGUAGCGAAGUUUUCGAAUCCCAGUGUACGGGGAUUUUUAGGACUAACUGGGAUCAGGAGACGUUGAAACUGAUUACCGACUUUCUAAGGACUUUUGGGAGACUGUAUCGCGAUCAAGGUGGCAGUACUUCGGAUUUUGCGUUAUUGUUGGAUUUUUUUUCUGAUUAUUGUGAAGACUUAUUUUAAGCUUUUUUAUUGUAAUUUAUUUUAAUACAGAGUCGUAACAAGAGUAGACAAUAAUGGGCUGGUCAGCACUGAGGUAAAAUAUCCCUAGCGGUGACACGUGAAGGUGAAAUAAACAAAAGUAGUAAGUGUUCUGUGAACGAAACAAAGUGCAGGUGGUCCCGGUCAUGCCGUAAGUUAUUUUUUUUAGAUUUAUUACUAUGCACUAUACACGUUUGUUAAUAUUACGACAAAACAUGUGUAAUCAAAAAUCAUUCAAAUAAUGUAGUUUCGAACACCA